AUGGCAUCAAGUCCAGACGGACGCGCAAAUCAAGGCGCCGCUUCCUAUGCAGAGGCUGCAGCCCCCCAUGGCUCUGCAGGCCACCACGACUCCGGAGAUCAGCCGGGGCCUUCCUCGAGUGGGGUCGGCAAGAAGAAGAAGCAUCGUGGCGGCGGCAAGAAGAAGCGAAACCGCAGGCAGUCAUUUGCCCCAACCGCCGACAUUGUCACCGGAGACAUGAACACGGAGCGCCCGUCGCUGGCCAACGUCGCCGCCAACUCAAGGGGCAGCAACAGCUUCUACAGGAGCCACGGCAAUCUGAGCAGCACCAGCCUCGAGAGCGAGGCUUUGCUUGACCACCGCGAACAGCCCCAGCUCAGGACCCGCCGACCGAGCGUGCCCAUCACGCAGCAGAUCUACCAGCCACGACCCAGCCAGCCCUUCAAUAGCGCUGCGCACCGUCUCAAUGCCGUGGCUUCGUCAAACUAUGGCCGGUCGAGAUUGUCGCAUACUCCCGAGGCCACAUACAGCGACGACGAAGACGCAAACGACCGCACACCAUUGAUGGGUACGUCCCAAAGAGACAUCAGAACGGGCACAAGUUAUGGCGGCGCAAGCAGCAGCUCCAACCGGCACCGAAAAUCUUCCGCCUCCAGUGGCAUGAACAACCGGCCUGACCUGUUCACCCAGCGCCACCACUCGCAGACCAAUCUAGAUGACUACGAUGUCAACAACCCGCCGUCUGUGCCCACUAGCCCUGUCGUCAAGGCUUCCAACGGACUGCACGAUGUCAUGCUCACAGAGGAUUUGGCCGACACUCCAGAGCGUAGCAGGUCUCGCGAUGCUUUGAUUGAUGUGGAACAUGAUGAUGACGAUGAGCCUCGCGAUCUUCGACGUCGCAUGACCACCAGUGCCAUUGAAGACGUGUGCUUCCCACACGAGACCAUGUCCGAGCUAGGCCAUGAGGACUAUCUGAAUCCGCCUACAAAGGGCGAGCCCACGAGUCGACGAAGACGCCGUAGAUGGCCCGACCUCGACAUCCUGGACUCUUAUGCGCGCGAAGAGAAAGAGCAGAGAACUAUGGAGGGCAUGCGCAUGCGCAAGGUCAGCGAGCCGCUCAUGGUCGAAGGGCGUCUGCGACCAAGGCGGCGUGUAUGGCAUCGCGAAGCAAGUGAUGCCCCAUUUCGGUUCACCUACUUCAACGAGACAUUCGACAACACAAUACAUAGUCAAACCAUCGGCGAGCUCGUUCAACCGGGACAGACAUUCAGGAACUUAUUUGUUCCGGAUCCGGUUAUUUUGGAGGACAGCAGCGAUGAUGACUCCGACGACGAUGAUAUGCGACGUGUGAGCAUGAAUGGGUUUCCUUCUCGGGCGACUACACUCUCUCCGUCCAAGGCCGACUCGGGCGAGCAGACGCGGGCGACUACACCGCGUCAGUCAAAUACACCAAAGCCCGAAGAAGACAAGCCAAAGCGAUACGGGCCUCGCCCUGCCUGGUGGCUCGAUGUCAUGUCGCCCACCGAGACUGAGAUGAAGGUCAUUGCCAAGACGUUCGGCAUCCAUCCGUUGACGACUGAAGAUAUCCUUAUGCAGGAGCAGCGUGAAAAGGUGGAGCUCUUCAAGCAUUACUACUUCAUCAAUUAUAGGACCUUCGAGCAGGACGAGAACAGCGAAGACUACCUCGAGCCGGUUAAUCUCUACGUGGUAAAUUUCCGCGAAGGUGUCAUCAGCUUUCACUUCUCCAUGACGCCCCAUCCUGCGAACGUACGGCGCCGUAUCCGACAACUAUCAGAUUAUCUUGUACUAUCACCCGACUGGAUCUCGUACGCCAUCAUUGACGACAUCACUGACGCCUAUGCACCCAUGAUUCAACGUAUCGAAGAGGAGGUCGACGACAUUGACGAAGCCAUCUUGCGUCUUCAUUCCGAUGAAGAGGAGCAAGAGGCUGAAAAAGCCAAGGCAAAUUCGUACAAUACCCCCCAUGCAGAGAAGCGGCCGGAUGGCACCAGAGAGGGUCAAGAAAGCGGACGUGACAUGCUGCGCCGUGUUGGCGAAUGCAGAAAGAAGGUCAUGAGCCUGUACCGCCUGUUGGGAAACAAGGCCGAUGUCAUCAAGGGCUUUGCGAAGAGAUGCAAUGAGCAGUGGGAUAUCGCGCCACGCAACGAGAUUGGCAUGUACUUGGGUGAUAUUCAGGAUCAUAUUGUGACCAUGACGGGUAACCUGAGUCAUUACGAGAACCUGCUUUCGCGCGCUCAUAGCAAUUACCUUGCUCAGAUCAACAUCCGCAUGAACGAGCGCCAGGAAAAGACUUCGGAUAUCUUGGGCAAACUGACUGUCCUUGGUACGAUUGUCCUGCCCAUGAACGUCGUCACCGGUCAAGACGUCGAAAACCUCAACUGGUUCUUCUGCAUCACCGGGGGCUUAGUGGCGUUUGGUGUGCUUUGCUUUGUCAUCGCUAAGAGGGUGUACGGCAUUGUGUAG
This is a messenger RNA of Parastagonospora nodorum SN15, 2463 nucleotides long. RefSeq lists its product as hypothetical. The coding region runs from base 1 to 2463 and encodes 820 amino acids. The record is from RefSeq and is a predicted model, not a curated record. Gene Ontology annotation, molecular function: magnesium ion transmembrane transporter activity. Lineage: Eukaryota; Fungi; Ascomycota; Dothideomycetes; Pleosporales; Phaeosphaeriaceae. Gene Ontology annotation, biological process: magnesium ion transmembrane transport; intracellular magnesium ion homeostasis. Gene Ontology annotation, cellular component: plasma membrane. The transcript is spliced from 3 exons.